AUGUACGUAGCAAUGUUUGGCACAGUUGCCCGAUGUUGGUUUAGUUUUGGGGAUCCAGAAGCGAGAAGUCCAAGCAGAAGCCCGAUCAGGGACCCAGAAGCGAGAAGUCCAAGCAGCAGCCCGAUCAGGGAUCCAGAAGCGAGAAGUCCAAGCAGAAGCCCGAUCAGGGAUCCAGAAGCGAGAAGUCCAAGCAGAAGCGAUCCAGAAGAAAGAAGUCCAAGCAGCAGCCCGAUCAGGGAUCCAGAAGCGAGAAGUCCAAGCAGAAGCCCGAUCAGGGAUCCAGAAGCGAGAAGUCCAAGCAGAAGCCCGAUCAGGGACCCAGAAGCGAGAAAUCCGCGCAGAAGCCCGAUCAGGGAUCCAGAAGCGAGAAGUCCAUCUUCACAACUCAAACAAGAACACGACAAGUGGCGACCAGGGAUCCAGAAGCGAGAAGUCCAAGCAGAAGCCCGAAAACAUCAUUCUUUGAUAACUGUUGGGGGGAAACAGCAGGAAAACUCAUAUUUCGAGUAA
This is a messenger RNA of Necator americanus (New World hookworm), 510 nucleotides long. RefSeq lists its product as uncharacterized. The coding region runs from base 1 to 510 and encodes 169 amino acids. The transcript has 2 exons. The record is from RefSeq and is a predicted model, not a curated record. NCBI's taxonomy places the organism in Eukaryota, Metazoa, Nematoda, Chromadorea, Rhabditida, Ancylostomatidae.